AUGAACUUCUCAAGGGACCCAAGGGCCGGGCGAUUGGAGAAUACUGGUGAAACAAUUUGGAUAACAGCAUCGUACGAACCCAAAGACGUGCCUUAUCUCCAGAAUGGUCCAUUGGGUGAUGAAAAAUACAAAUUUGAAUUUGCAUAUUUCUAUUGGACCGAUCAUAAAUUGGCAAAAGAAUCCGGCGUUUUGCCCUUUGAGCUUCAUGCGGUAUUUUCGAAUACCCGAUUUCAAAGCUAUGAAGAGGCUGCCAAGAGAAAUUUUGGAAUUGUCAUUUUAGUGAGGAGGCAUAUGGAAACCGCAUCGAAAUAUUCCAACGACUUUUAUGAGUACUUGAUAGAUGUGCAGAAUCCCAAGGAUGUCUACGAAUUCGAGCAAGAAGAAGCAUUUUCAUUAUUUAUGAUAUUGAAUUUGGGCUCUGAAUACAAUGUCUACCUUGGCAAAUCGACAGUACCAAAUGCCGUAUCGUGCAAUACCGAUGUCAUAUGGAUAGACUACGACGAAAUUGUUGAAAUUAUGCCCCGCGAUGUCAAAUACUUCGAAGAUCUGAUGGCAUUCGGUGACAAGCCAAUGAUGAACAACACAAUUCCGACUACGGCACCGAUAUCAGUGAUUUAUCAUUCGGUGUAUCUGUUGGAUUACGAAAUAAAUGGUUGGUUUAUCGAACCAUUUGAAGAUCAAACAAAGUAA
This is a messenger RNA of Musca domestica (house fly), 690 nucleotides long. RefSeq lists its product as uncharacterized. NCBI's taxonomy places the organism in Eukaryota, Metazoa, Arthropoda, Insecta, Diptera, Muscidae. The record is from RefSeq and is a predicted model, not a curated record. The coding region runs from base 1 to 690 and encodes 229 amino acids. The transcript has 4 exons.